Molecule: messenger RNA, 2208 nt
Organism: Labrus bergylta (ballan wrasse)
Lineage: Eukaryota; Metazoa; Chordata; Actinopteri; Labriformes; Labridae
Gene: rnaset2
Product: ribonuclease T2
Biological process (GO): RNA catabolic process
Cellular component (GO): extracellular region
Molecular function (GO): RNA binding; ribonuclease T2 activity
Source: RefSeq, a predicted model, not a curated record
CAUAAAAAAGCUACAGCGGGACACAAACAACAGAGCUCACUGUAUCCUGAGUCAUACACUAAAUAGUUAUUUUAAUGAUUUACAGCGCGACGGUAACCAACACAUACUUUGUUGCAACGUUUCCUUCAUGAGGUCAGACAUGACGCUCUGCUCUCCUCUCCUGCUCUGCCUGGCAGCAGCUCUGUCCUCUGCCUACGUGAUCACAGACCACCACCAUCAUCAUCAUGACAACAUGUGGACCAAACUGAUCUUGACCCAUCACUGGCCAAAGACCUUCUGUAGUAUGGAGCACUGUAAGGCAAACAUUAGCUACUGGACACUGCACGGACUCUGGCCAGAUAAAGGGAUUGACUGUAACUCAUCUUGGCAUUUCAACUCCUCUCAAAUACAGGAUCUGAUUCCAGACAUGAAAAAGAGUUGGCCGGACUUGCUUAAACCCACAUCUGAUGAAUUCUGGAAGUACGAGUGGCACAAACAUGGAACAUGUGCAGCCAAAGCCGAUUCUCUGAAUAGUCAACAUAAAUACUUCAACAAGGCACUGGAUCUGUAUCACAAAGUGGAUCUGGACAGAACUCUGCAAAAGUUCAACAUCACCCCGUCUGAAGAUUACUACAAGUUAUCCCAAAUCGAGGACGCCAUAGAGAACUUCUACAGCGUCAAACCCAAGAUCCAAUGCGCCCACAAAUCAAGGAGAGAUGAAGUCCAGGUUUUGGGGCAGAUUGAGAUAUGUUUCGACGCCGACUUCAGCCUGAUCGACUGUGAGAGACAUUUUACCAAAGACACAGUGUCUAAGGGGCACGGGGACCGUCUCAUGGAUGUUGACAUGCCGUCUGGGUUCAUGGUGUGUCAGCAUGAUAUGCCAGUUUACUACCCGCCUGUUUCCAAAGAGAUAUUCCGGUAGUUGCACAAAAUAUGAUGCAACACACACUGCACCUCUAUUUUCACAUCCUCAAACACCGGUGUCUUCUUUGUUUACCAAUCAUGUGUACUGUACUAGAAUGCACACACACAAAAUCACACACACACUAAUAACAGGCUGAACAAUAAACACCAUAGUUUCAAUGAUAAUGAUAGUAAUCAGUCCAUAAACAUUUUUAACUACAUGUACAUUCAGGCUGUGAGAGAAGCUUGAAAAAAAGCACCUUUAAGUGCAAUGGUCCUUUAUAUCCUGCAGAUCCAGGACACCCACUCCACUACCACCUCACCUCGUGCUUUAAUGGGAUUACACGCCUUUCUGACCCUUAGUAGUAGAUCAAUCCAAUAGUGCAUGGCGUGUUUUUUUCCACAGCUCAACAGGGGGGCAUCAUGGGAACUUCAGGUCAGACAGUCAGGCAAACAAGCAGAUUACUAUGCCUGUUUUGCAAACGAGCGAAGUCUCUUGCCAUUUUUGGAGGCGGCUCUUACUUAAUGCUGAGAUACAGUCAAAAAUAGUGUUGAUUUGAUGACUCUGUUGGCCAUGAGUUAUACCACAGUCACUUAAGUGCCAUCUCUUUUUGUGCAAAGCUGACCUGAGUUUUAGCAAUCGAUAAAAAGUUUAAAGAAUCAUUUGAUAAUUGAGUUGAUCCCAUAAAUCAGAGAGCUACGUCAACAAUUGUUUAAUCACCAAACAAUAUUAAACAUUGCAUCAUUUUGGACAGCUUCUAUCACAGAAGGCAUCAUUUGAAACCACUGCCUCUUUGCACUGACAUCUGUCUUCCUCCAUAGUCUCUCAGGCAUUUUACACUAGAGGAAUUCAUCAUUCUGAGAUUUGCCAAGUACACAAAACAUUAUUCAAUGCUGUGCCAUCAGACUGCUUAGGUCUGUGUCUUUAAUGAAGGAAGAGCUUUAAUCAAACCGACUGUACAUUACAUACGUACAGAUUAAAACGUAAAUACAGUUUAUGAUGCGUGGAGUAAUACUUCAGUUGAUUUUAGACUUUUCUAAGGCUCAUUAUUCUGUAUGUUUUGACAGACGCUUUUUAAUCCCAAACUGAUAUUUACAGUGAUUGACAUUAAUUGGUACUGUUUGGCUGGGGCUUUUUAUGGGCAUAGUUCAAGAUAGAUAGAUACUUUAGUAAUCCAGAGGGACAUUCUAGCAUCCAAUCAAUGAGUGUGAAUGAUUAUUGUAAUUUAAGAUGCUCUGGAUAUGUGUAUAUUGUGAAAUGACUGCCAUGAACAUUCGUACUGUCAUUUUUUUAAAUGUCAAUAAACAUUCAAUAUAGUCAAUCUG